UAGAGAUAGAGAUAGAGAGAGAACAAACAAAAACAGCAAAAAGAUUAGAUUUUUCCGACAUAAGUACAUAUUGUGAAAUCUGAAUCUGAAAAUCACAAUUCAAAAAAAAAAGUGAAAAUUUUCUUUUCUCAAUUUUUUUUUUGGUAUAAAUAAAUGGCGACGCCAUUAACGACGGGAGGAAUAAAAGGCGGUGGUGGAGUAGCGAUAAUGGCAGGUCCAACAGUAGGGCAACACGUGGAUCAAUCUGGACCGUUAAAUAAUAAUAGAGUUAAAGGUGGUUCAUCACCAAUAAGGAUAUUCCUUUUUUUCCAUAAAGCAAUACGUACAGAACUUGAUGCGUUACAUCGAUCUGCUAUGGCGUUUGUUACGUUGAAUCAGGAAAGUGAGAUUAAGCCAUUUAUGGAAAGGUGUUAUUUUUUGAGGUCGAUUUAUAAACAUCACUGCAAUGCUGAAGAUGAGGUUAUCUUUCCAGCACUUGAUAUACGUGUGAAGAAUGUCGCACGGACUUACUCCCUUGAGCAUGAAGGAGAAGGUAUGCUUUUUGAUCACUUGUUUGCAUUACUUGACUCGGAUAUGCAAAGUGAAGAAAGCUACCGCAGAGAGUUGGCUUCCUGUACAGGAGCUCUUCAAACAUCUAUUAGCCAGCACAUGUCUAAGGAAGAGGAGCAGGUCUUUCCCUUGCUCAUGGAAAAGUUUUCAUUCGAGGAGCAGGCAUCACUGGUGUGGCAGUUUCUGUGCAGCAUCCCCGUGAAUAUGAUGGCUGAAUUUCUGCCCUGGCUUUCAUCCUCUAUUUCGGCCGAUGAGUGCAAAGAUAUGUAUAAAUGCUUGCACAAAGUAAUUCCAGACGAGGAGCUUCUUCAAGAGAUUAUGUUUACCUGGAUGGAUGGGAAAAAGUUAACAAACAAACGGAAGGCUUGUGAAGAGAGUACAACGAACCAUACUUCAGAUUCUGUUGUUAGAGGCUUAAUCAGUCAGGCAGAGAAUGCUUCUUGUCCUUGCGAAUCUUCUAGAAGUGAAUUUCUAGUCUCAAAUUUCAAUCUUAAAGAAUCCACUUUGAAUCGUCCGGUUGAUGAGAUACUGCACUGGCACAAGGCUAUCAGAAAGGAAUUGAAUGAAAUAACAGAAGCAGCUAGGGAAAUAAAGUCGCGUGGAGAUUUUUCUGAUUUAUCUGCCUUCAACCAGAGGCUCCAGUUUAUUGCUGAAGUUUGUAUCUUUCAUAGCAUUGCCGAGGACAAAGUUAUAUUUCCCGCAGUUGAUGUAGAAAUAUCAUUUGCCCAGGAGCACAAGGAAGAAGAAAAUGAGUUUGAUAAAUUUAGAUGCUUGAUAGAAAGUGUUCAGAGUGCUGGAUCCAACUCAACUUCUGUAGAAUUUUAUUCAAAACUGUGCUCACAAGCUGAUCAUAUAAUGGAGACAGUGGAAAGACACUUCUGUAAUGAGGAGGCUCAGGUUCUUCCACUUGCAAGAAAGCAUUUUAGCCCCAAACGGCAGCGGGAACUCCUUUACCAGAGCUUGUGUGUUAUGCCACUUAGACUCAUUGAAUGCGUCUUACCAUGGUUGGUAGGUUCAUUAAGUGAGGAGGAAGCAAGGUCUUUUCUUCACAACAUGCAUAUGGCAGCACCAGCAUCAGACACUGCCUUGGUCACGCUUUUCACUGGUUGGGCAUGCAAAGGUCGUCCAGCUGACAUUUGUUUGUCUUCAAGUGCAAUCGGUUGCUGUCCUGCUAAAGUUUUAGCACGGAAUCAGGAGAACUUAGGCAAAUGUUGUGGUACUUGCACUUCUUCAAGAAUUGUCAACUGUAGUAGCUCACAUGGUGAGCAAAGUAAUGGUGAAAGGCCAACCAAGCGUGUAAACUUAAUGUCAGAGGAGAAAUGCUAUCGUCAUGAUCCUUCAGGAAAUGGGAAAUUUCGGAAAGGAUCCACUGGUAAUCAGUCUUGUUGUGUUCCUGCAUUAGGCGUCGUAAAUUCCCUAGCUGCAGCAAAAUCAUCGCGCACUUUUAGUCCAAGUGCUCCUUCUCUGAACUCCUGUCUUUUCAACUGGGAUGCCAGCUUGACCAACGCUGGAUAUGCAACACGGCCGAUUGAUAACAUUUUUCAAUUUCACAAGGCAAUCAGAAAGGAUUUGGAAUUUUUGGAUGUUGAAUCUGGAAAACUAACUGAUUGUGAUGAGACUUCCCUCAGGAAGUUUUGUGGUCGUUUUCGUCUCCUGCGGGGUUUGUAUAAAGCUCACAGUAAUGCAGAGGAUGAUAUAGUAUUCCCAGCUUUGGAAUCAAAAGAGACACUUCAUAAUGUUAGCCAUUCUUACACCUUGGACCACAAACAGGAAGAAAAGCUAUUCGAGGACAUUUCAUCUGCACUUGAUGAGCUUUCCCAGCUCCGAGAAAACUUGAAUGGUGGGAGUUCAGUUAAAGGUCCUUGUAGAAACUCUGGUUCUUGUGACUUAAAUGAAUAUUCAAGAAAAUACAAUGAGCUAGCAACUAAAGUUCAAGCUAUGUGCAAAUCAAUAAAAGUAACCCUGGAUCAACAUGUUAUACGGGAGGAAGUUGAGCUAUGGCCGCUGUUUGACCGGCAUUUUAGCAUAGAAGAACAAGACAAACUAGUUGGUAGGAUAAUAGGAACAACUGGGGCAGAAGUACUUCAGUCAAUGUUGCCCUGGGUAACUACUGCUCUUACUCAGGAUGAACAAAAUAAAAUGAUGGAGACGUGGAAGCAAGCAACCAAAAACACAAUGUUCAGUGAAUGGCUCAAUGAAUGGUGGGAAGGAACUCCAGAUGGAACUCCCCAGACAUCAAGCUCAGAGGACAUUGUAACACAAGGAUAUGAGUUUUCUGGAUCUCUAGAACAAAGUGAUUCCACUUUUAAACCUGGAUGGAAGGACAUAUUUCGGAUGAAUCAAAAUGAGCUAGAGUCAGAAAUAAGGAAGGUCUCCCGUGACUCUUCGCUUGAUCCAAGAAGAAAAGCAUAUCUUAUUCAAAAUCUUAUGACCAGUCGCUGGAUAGCUGCUCAGCAGGAGUCUGAAGCAAGAUCUGGUGAAACUCCAAAUGGUCAAGAUCAACUUGGAUGUUCACCUUCAUUCCGUGAUCCAGAAAAGCAAGUGUUCGGAUGUGAGCAUUAUAAAAGGAACUGCAAGCUCCGAGCUGCUUGCUGUGGUAAACUAUUUCCAUGCAGAUUCUGUCAUGACAAAGUCAGUGACCAUUCUAUGGAGAGGAAGGCAACAACUGAAAUGAUGUGUAUGAAUUGCCUCAAAGUACAACCAGUUGGACCUAUUUGUACGACUCCAUCCUGUAACGGCCUUUUGAUGGCAAAAUAUUACUGCAGCAGCUGUAAAUUUUUUGAUGAUGAAAGGACAGUGUAUCACUGCCCAUUUUGCAAUUUAUGCCGGCUGGGGCAAGGACUAGGUGUUGACUUCUUUCAUUGCAUGACCUGCAAUUGCUGCCUCGGAAUGAAACUUGUGGACCACAAGUGCAGGGAGAAAGGUCUUGAAACCAACUGUCCAAUAUGUUGUGAUUUUCUGUUCACAUCAAGUGAAUCUGUCAGGGCUCUGCCCUGUGGGCACUUUAUGCAUUCGGCAUGCUUUCAGGCAUAUGCUUGCACACACUACAUCUGUCCCAUUUGCAGCAGGUCUAUGGGAGAUAUGUCGGUGUAUUUCGGGAUGCUUGAUGCUUUAAUGGCUUCGGAGGUACUACCAGAAGAAUAUAGGAACCUCUGCCAAGAUAUAUUGUGCAACGACUGUGGUAAGAAGGGAACUGCACCAUUUCAUUGGCUAUAUCACAAGUGUGGAUCUUGCGGAUCCUACAAUUCCAGAGUGAUAAAGGUGGAAACAAGUCCUCAUUGCUCCAGCUAAUGUUGAAAACUUGUAGGAUUACCCAGGGGCAGAGCUAGAGGGGCGGAAAGAGGGGUUUAUCCGUAUCCCCUUUGCCGGAAAAUCACACUAUAUAUACUAGGUCAUAAUCAUCUUUUAUGUAUAUAAUAGAUGUUGAACCCCUCGGUAAGAAUUCUGCCUGCCCACUGGGAUUACUGUCUGGUAGAAUUACACACUUCUCUAUACAUCGCAUUAUUUAGUGCGAGCUCAAUACAUAGGUUUGUAAAAUAUAUGAGCAUUUACGGUCGCCAAAAUUUUGUUAUUGUUGUACGCUAAACAUGCUGUUUAGCCUAUUCAUGUUUUACGAGGAUGAAGUGUUCAAAGAGGUUCCAAGAUUCAUUAUAGUACGAUUCAUACGUGACAAGGAGGGCCAGUUCAGAACAUAAUGUUUUCAUUUGCUUUA
Molecule: messenger RNA, 4261 nt
Organism: Lycium ferocissimum
Lineage: Eukaryota; Viridiplantae; Streptophyta; Magnoliopsida; Solanales; Solanaceae
Product: zinc finger protein BRUTUS-like
Exons: 14
Coding region: 154-3840 (1228 amino acids)
Biological process (GO): ubiquitin-dependent protein catabolic process; protein ubiquitination
Cellular component (GO): nucleus
Molecular function (GO): ubiquitin protein ligase activity; zinc ion binding
Source: RefSeq, a predicted model, not a curated record